Molecule: messenger RNA, 2804 nt
Organism: Ostrea edulis (European flat oyster)
Lineage: Eukaryota; Metazoa; Mollusca; Bivalvia; Ostreida; Ostreidae
Product: calmodulin-like
Exons: 4
Coding region: 1-606 (201 amino acids)
Molecular function (GO): calcium ion binding
Source: RefSeq, a predicted model, not a curated record
AUGUCGCGUGAGCAGAGUCCUGAGGUGGAAAACAAUGUGUCCGAUAAUGAUCAGAUGGACUUGAGCUUGUCAGGAGAGGUGCACCGAAAGGAACGGCGAAGAUUGACUAUUACUGCUACUCCAUAUGCUAGUAAAAUCAGAAAGCCCAGGGAACUGACGGAGGAACAGUUUGCAAAUAUCUUGUACACAUUUACACUAAUUGAUGCUAAUAAGGAUGGAAGAAUAUCUAAACAAGAGCUGAAAGAAGCUGCCUAUCUCAUAGGAAUGAACCCAACAGAUAGGGACAUUAAAGCGUGGUGGAAAUUAGCAGACAUCAAUAAUGAUGGGUUCAUUGACGUUCACGAAUACGUUAACGUGAUGAAAUCCAACUACACGUCAAUAGAUAUUGAGAAAGAGCGUCUGAAGGCGGCGUUCGGAGUCAUAGAUAAAAAUGGGGACGGCUGCAUCUACAGAGUGGACUUUAUCAAUAUAUUAACACACAACAACAGUUCUAUCACAAAAGAGGAAGCAGACCUUAUGUUUACAGAAGCGGAUACUUUAGGGAAAGGCUAUAUUGACUACAAAGAUUUUGUUGAUUCCAAGUUGUGCAACUCCAUAUUCAGAUGAUGUUUGCAUUUUGUCGGAACCUUUCCACCAAGUAACUUCUUUUUCUAGAAGGGAUUAAACCGGUACAAUUAUUUAGAGCAGACAGUGGUUUUGAAAAUAUUUCAAGAUGAAUAACAUUAUCAAACAAUAUGUAUAUAAUUUUGGAUUAUGAAAUGUGUACUUACUUCAUAUUAUAAGAUGGAGUGUGUUUGGGAUGAUGCCAUGGGAAUAUAAGAUGGAGUAUGUUUUGUGAUUAUAAGAUGGAGUGUGUUUGGAUGAAUAUUUGUGAUUAUAAGAUGGAGUGUGUUUGUGGAUACCUUGUGAUUAUAAGAUGGAGUGUGUUGGUGGAUACCUUGUGAUUAUAAGAUGGAGUAUGUUUGGGUGGAUAUCUUUUGAUUAUAAGAUGGAGUGUGUUUUGGUGGAUAUCUUGUGAAUAUAAGAUGUAGUGUGUUUGGUUGGAUAUUUGUGAUUAUAAGAUGGAGUGUGUUUGGGUGAAUAUCUUGGGAUUAUAAGAUGGAAUGUGUUUCAGUGGAUAUUUUGUGAUUAAAAGAUGGAGUGUAUUUGGGUGGAUAUUUAUGCUUAUAAGAUGGAAUGUGUUUUGGUGGAUACCUUGAGAUUAUAAGAUAGAGUGUGUUUGGUUGUAUAUUUGUGAUUAUAAGAUGGAGUGUGUUUGGGUGGAUAUUUGUGUUUGGGAAGAUAUUUGUGAAUAUAAGAUGGGGUAUGUUUCAGAGGAUAUUUGUGAUUAUAAGAUGGAGUGUAUUUGGGUGGAUAUUUAUGAUUAUAAGAUGGAGUAUGUUUUGGUGGAUACUUUGUGAUUAUAAGAUGGAGUGUGUUUGGUUGGAUAUUUGUGAUUAUAAGAUGGAAUGUGGUUGGAUGGAUAUUUGUGAUUAUAAGAUGGAAUGUGUUUCGAUGGAUAUUUUGUGAUUAAAAGACGGAGUGUGUUUGGGAAGAUAUUUGUGAAUAUAAGAUGGGGUGUGUUUCAGAGGAUAUUUGUGAUUAUAAGAUGGAGUGUAUUUGGGUGGAUAUUUAUGAUUAUAAGAUGGAGUAUGUUUUGAUGGAUACUUUGUGAUUAUAAGAUGGCGUGUGUUUGGGUGGAUAUCUUUUGAUUUUAAGAUGGGGUGUGUUUGGAUGGAUAUUUAUGAUUAUAAGAUGGAGUGUGCUUUGGGUGGAUAUUUCUGAAUAUAAGAUGGAGUGUGUUUGGGUGGAUAUAAUGUGAUUAUAAGAUGAAAUGUGUUUUGGUGGAUAUUCAGUGAUUAAAAGAUGGAGUGUGUAUGGGAGGAUAUUUGUGAAUAUACAUGUAAGAUGGAGUGUGUUUGGGAGGAUAUUUGUGAAUAUAAGAUGGAAUGUGUUUGGGUGGAUAUUCUGUAUAUAAGGUUGAAUGUGUUUUGGAGGAUACAUGUGAUUAUAAGAUGGAGUAUGUUUUGGUAUAUACCUUGUGAUUAUAAGAUGGUGUGUGUUUUGAUGGGUGUCUUGUGAUUAUAAUAUGGAGUGUGUUUGGAGUGGAUACCUUGUGAUUAUAAGAUGGAGUGUGUUAGGAUGGAUACCUUGUGAUUAUAAGAUGGAAUGUGUUUGGGUGGAUACCUUGUGAUUAUAAGAUGGAGUGUGUUUAGGAUGAGGCUUUGUAAUCAUAACAUGGAGUGUACUUAAGAGGAUAUUUGUGCUUAUAAGGUAGGGGGUGGAUAGGUGGUAAUCUUGUAAAUAUAUGGAGUAUGCUUGGGAAUAUGCCUUGUGAUUCCAAGAUGGAGUGUGUUUGGGAUGAUACUUUGUGAAUAUAUGUUGGGGAGGGGGGGGGUAUCUUGUAAUUAUAUAAGAUGGAAAAUUGUUUAGAAUUAUCAUUAUUUUUUAAUGGUGUGUGUUUUGGAUGAUAUUUUGUUAAUACAAAUCAUAAAUGUAUGGCUAUUUGUUAGUUGACAAUCCAUAUGAUUCUUGGCACACUUAUUUUGACUACAGAUAACCCCGUUUACCUGAUCAAGAUAUAGGGCUCAUGGUGGAUGUGACCGGUCGACAGGGGAUGCUUACUCCUGGGCACCUGGUCCCACCUCUGGUAUAUCCAGGGGUCCGUGUUUGCCCAACUUUCUAUUUUGUAUUGCUUAAAGGAGUUAUGAGAUUGAUCACUGUUUGUUAUCUUCACCUGUCAUGAUAUAGAUAUGAUUUUUUCAGUAUAUGUAUAUACUUACAUUUAUUACGUUUGUCAGUAAAAGUUAUAUAUCUUCACCUUU